AUGGAAAAAAUGUUUCUUUCACCCAAGACAGCUAAAUCACUUCGCUGCACUUUGCAAGUGGCCCAAAAUUUUGCUCGAAAUUGGGGUCGUCCAAUCGCAACAUAUGGAGCUGGAGCUGCUAUUUUGGCCAUUUACUUUAUCGAUUGGCGCGUUGUUGUUACUCGAAUUCCAUUUUACAGACGCAAAUUCAUAGACGAGGCACCUCACUAA
Molecule: messenger RNA, 210 nt
Organism: Rodentolepis nana
Lineage: Eukaryota; Metazoa; Platyhelminthes; Cestoda; Cyclophyllidea; Hymenolepididae
Source: the annotation of a GenBank genome assembly